This is a messenger RNA of Melitaea cinxia (Glanville fritillary), 3696 nucleotides long. RefSeq lists its product as uncharacterized. Bases 145 to 3696 code for a protein of 1183 amino acids. The transcript has 5 exons. The record is from RefSeq and is a predicted model, not a curated record. Lineage: Eukaryota; Metazoa; Arthropoda; Insecta; Lepidoptera; Nymphalidae.
CACGCGACCCACCCGCCGCACGGGACCCACCCGCCGCACCACGCGCUGCCCUACGGCGUGCCGCGCGCGCUGCCGCCCCUACUGUACCGCCCCUACCGGCCCUACGCGUACGACGAGCCCGAAGACGGCGCUAGACCGGGGAAAAUGAGUCAACUAGCAACGCCGAUUGAAGAAGAGCAUCCAAAAACGGCGACAGAACCGAAUGCCGUACCGAGUGCAGCUGUAGUAAUUAAACCUACUGAACCUUUAAAACCCGAAGAUCAACAAUUUCCCGAAAAGCAAUGCCCUCCCACAUUUAUACCUCCAAAAAUUAUUUCGCAUUCUCCUAAAAUCUCACCUUCUUCAAUACCUAAUCCAAAUCCGAGUGUGACAACUACAAAACAAGUCGAACCAGGGUAUCCAAGUUAUGGCGGUUAUAUGUACUCAGUCCCCGGAUAUUCCGCCUUUCAACCAGUAUCGUAUUCAGGACUUGUUCAACCUAGUUCAACAACUAUACCUCCCGCUGUUAAUACAGAUAAUAAUAACACAGAUUUCAUCCCCUUUCCUGUCACAUCGGCUAAAGAUACUACUUUUGUUUCGAACGAAAAUGAAAAAAAAGAAAACACAGUAGCGGAAACAACGCGGAACAGUUUACCUAAAAUAGAGACAGAUUUCGAAGAACAGUUUAUGCCUGAAAUUAUUCCUGCCGUUUCUCUCAGUGAAGAUAAUAAAACUAAAACUUCGGAGGCAAAAAUGAGUGUAACAUCAAUAACUCAAGGUUCUGGAGCUAUCGUCACAAUACCUCCACAGGUUGGGAGUAAAGACAUUAAAAAGAAGGUUCCUGAAAGAUUUAGUUUAAAAACCAGUAUACCUAUCAGUAAAAUUGACAUGAAAUGUGUAAAUAACCCGCCAGAUUCAUUAUUUCAAAAUAAUUUACAAAAAAAAACUUUUAACCCAGCAUUUCACACACCAAAUGUAAAAGAAAGUGGACCGAAAAUUGAAAUACAAAGCAACAUUAUUAUUAAAACUGCACCUAAAGAAUCUGAUAUCAAAGACAUAUCAGCUAUGGCACCUCCUAAUAAUAGCAUUAGUACGUUAAUUAAUGCGGCAGAGGUGAUUAAUAAAACAGAUAAUCAAUAUAAAACAUCCGAAGUAAAACCAGAAAUAUCCAAUGACAGCAAAGAACCAAUAUUUAGUUCCUCAUCUACAAAUACGACAGCCUGUCCAUUAUUUAAUCCGAUUAAUAUAGAAUCGAACAAAUCUAAUUUUCAAAGUAAAUCACCCGAUUCAGCAUUUAAUGAAUCAAAAAAUCAAAUUGUCUUUAUACCAAAUAAAAAUCCAUCUAACGCUAAAAUGCUCUUAGCGAUCCAACAACAAAACCCACAAGUAUUAUUACAAAGAACAAAUUUCGAUUCAAAAAACCUGCAAGCUCCUUCACGACCAUCAAGUCAGCUAAAAAAAUGUAAAGAUGAACUCGUCAAUGAAAAUAAUACAUCUUCAAAAGUUGUUUCAUUAAAACGCAUGCAUCAAGAUAACUGCGACGAGAAUGACUUCGAAAAUUUAAUAACUGAAAAUCAAAUUUAUGGUAAUAAGAUUGUCGUGAAGGAGAAAUCACAAGGUACUUUACAAGAACAAGACUUAAAGAUAAAACCUAAAAUGGAAAAACCAAAUCAAGCUGAAAUGAAAAAUGUUGCUUUGCAACCAAACUUUGUUUAUCUUAGCAACGUACAAUUUCCAGCAAAUUUAAUGAUGAUCAAAAAUAAUUCUAAAGUUAGUAACGAAAGUACUAAAUUACGAGUAACAGCCAACGAAAACAAGCAAAAUGACUCAAUGGCGACUCCCAGUAAUGAUGUAAAAGUAGCAAAUAAAAGUCAAAAUAUACCAUCGGGAAAAGAAAUACAUGUUUUAAAAUCAAAUAAUAACGUGUUGCAAACACUUCCCAGCAAAAAUGGUAAGUCUGACUUACUUUUUCAAACUUUAAAUCAAAAAGUUAUAAUGAAUCCUCAAAUUGUCUAUCAAGUCCCCAUGAUAGUAGACACGGAUAAUAAAUUGAACCAGACAUUCAUCAAAGGCGAAUAUCCGAAGAUCGCAGGGCAAACUAAAAGGGAUGUACAGAAAAAUUUUGAACAAACAAAAACAAAUGAUAAGCUAUACAUUGCUUGUCCUUAUCAAAUGGACUCUAAGCUACAACCAAAGAUAGUAAUAACAAACAUAAGGCCUAAGUUAACUAAAUUAGAUGAAAUAAGUUCACUCGAUAUUUACGAACAGAGAAAAAGGUUACGCAGAUUAAAGUAUUUGUCAAAUCGAGAUCCAAAAUUUAACCAAAAUAAUGAAAAUCAAAAGACUGAAGCGAAAAAAAAUCUGGACCAUUUAAAAAAUAUAAUAACACCAGAAAAAAUGAAAGCUGAAAUUUACAAGGAAUUUUCAAGUACCAAAAUUAAUAUAGAAGCAGAUAGUACCGACAGCGAUAGUGAUUACGGAGAGGAUGAAUUAGAAACUUAUAAUUCUAUAAUAGAAGAGUACGGGGACGGUCCGGCGAAGAAUGAUACUAAGGCAUAUAAUAUCGGCAAACAAGCCGAAUUUCUCUCUAAUUUUAGGCUAGCGUCUAAAGAUGAAUUCAAAGAAAGAGAAUUGGAUCGUCAGGAAAGAACAUUAAAACGCGAUGCAGUGGCGUUGGCAUACAUAGCUGCCGGAAGAAUAGAUUGUCUAGUCAAUGAAAAAACUGUUCCAGAACAGUCUAAAGGAUGUAAUUCGAGUUUUAAAAAAUUAAAUACAGUUUUAGUAGAAACAGAACAAGCUGUCGAUCAAACAAGGAAACGGAAGUUUUUGUCAAAUUUAAAUUUGAUUAAAGCAUCUCCACAAUACAAACAAGAUUACGAAAAAGUUUGGCAAGAGAUAAUAAAAGAGAGAAAACGUAGAGAUGGUUCUGAUGGGUCGGGAAUACUUAAACAACCCAGACUUCAAAAAGAAAUUGUCGAGCUAGAUACAAAGGGUCAGUUGCAAAUUUUAACGGAAAUAAAGAAACAUGUUAACGAAAAUAACAAUCUAAUCAAAAAAAGGUUGGAUUCUUUCUGCGAAGAUGGGGACAGUAUAAAAGUGCUUGCAGAAAAGAACUUUUCAGAAUUAAAUAGACUAUCGAAAAUGGCGGACAGAAGCGUUAAACACUUUAGUGGUCAGGACACCCGGAAAAGAGAUCUUAAUCCCGGUUUCGACAGUGAAAACAUCCAGAAACGAACGAACCUAGGAAAGUAUUACCCCAAUAUAAAUAUUCCAAGUAUUUCUAAGAUAAUUUCGUUAAAGACAACACAAACUGUCGCCAUUGCAACUACAACUCCAGCGACCUCAAUGGACGAACCACAAAACUCGGCGGCUGGUGUCAACGAAAUGUUCGUUGAUGAUUCUGAAAAAGUUCACGAUUUUAGCUGCCAAGUUGAAAGAUCAUUUUCUUGGACAGGGGUCGAUGCUAUUACGAAAGCGUAUAAAGAAUACGAAAUAGCUCGCAAAAAGGAAAUAACUGAUCUCCACAAGCUAAACACGUCGUUACGCGUGGAAUCUGCUCACAUAACCCGUGCCGCGUCGCGCGACUCAGACCAAGCUAGAGCCCUCCUGGCUGAGAGACGAAACCUGGCUAACGAAGAACGAAUUGUUCGUAAUUCCAUACAGUGGCUAUAUUCAGUUGUUGACAUUAUCAGAAACUAUGAAGAAAAAAAUUGUUAA